Molecule: messenger RNA, 2016 nt
Organism: Oncorhynchus tshawytscha (Chinook salmon)
Lineage: Eukaryota; Metazoa; Chordata; Actinopteri; Salmoniformes; Salmonidae
Product: uromodulin-like
Exons: 10
Coding region: 112-1935 (607 amino acids)
Biological process (GO): neutrophil migration
Cellular component (GO): cell surface; apical plasma membrane
Molecular function (GO): calcium ion binding
Source: RefSeq, a predicted model, not a curated record
CCCCGUAGUCCUGGCAGGGUUUAUAAUGUCAGAAAAACAGAGAGAUUGACAGUUCACAUCAUCAAAGCACACAGAAAAAGGUUUACAUCUGGUUCUUUACACCCUCAAGGCAUGACGAGCAGUAACAUGGGUCAUCCUCUGAUAACGCCAGGCUUACUACUUCUAAUGCUGAUACCCGCCAUCACAGCUGAUAGCUCCGGUUCUGUCGUCACCAGCUGUGAGGCAUGCCACCCUCAUGCUACCUGUCUUGCCUCUCUACUCAACAAUGAGGUAGAGGUUGAGUCUUCCUCAUUCAAGUUAGUCACUUGCAACUGUAAAUCAGGCUUUGUCGGCAACGGCAUCACCUGCUACGACCUCAAGCUCUGCGCUGGCGGCUCCUGCUGUCAUCAAGGUUACAGCUGGUCAACGGAGUUAGGCUGUGUGGACGUUGACGAGUGUUCCCUCCCAGACCAACCCUGCAGCCCUCCUCAGGUCUGUGAGAACACCCCCAGAUCCUUCAACUGCCUGGGGCCUCCUGAAGACGACCUCCACUCCAGUCCUGGUGACUCCCGUUCAGUGCAGUUUCAGUGCGGGGGGAGACAGUGUCCAGUGGGAGAGGACUGUAUCAGUGUUGGUGGAACAUCUUACUGUGCAGACCCCUGCCAGCACUACACUGUACUGAAUGAUGCCUGGCGUUCCACCAACAACAACGGCAACGUUAAUGGCGAGCAUUGCGACCAGAGCAUCAACUGGCAGGGCUGGUAUCGCCUGUUCCUUGGGGACACCAGUGUUCAGAUGCCAGAGAGGUGUGUGGAAAGGUACAUGUGUGGAACCGCUGCCCCCAUGUGGCUCACAGAACCUCAUCCCCAGCUGUUAGACGGGGUGGUUCAGAGGGGUGUCUGUGGACACUGGUUCUCAGAAUGCUGCCAUUUUAGAGUAAAUCCCAUCCAUGUUAAAGCCUGCUAUGGAAACUACUAUGUCUACAAGUUUGUCCCUCCAACACAAUGCAACUUGGCCUACUGUGCAGAUGUCAACACCAAGGUGUGUUCUACAUGUGGAGUGUUUGACGCCUGUGUGAGUGAUGAUAAGAUCAACUGGAGGUGUGAGAGGAAAGCUCUGGAGCUGGUCUGUGGGCGGAACUUCAUACAGGUGGGUCUUCAGAUGGUUAACCUGGAGGCCGGACGUCUGGAUCCUUCCUCUGGUCACCUGGCCGACCCCAGUUGCUCCGCCCACCAGGAGGCUAACGGCACGGUGUGGUACCAGGUGGAGCGAAGGGAGGGACGCUGUGGAAACACUCUGGAGACCAACAGCACCCAUGCUGUCUACUCCAACAGCCUAUUUGUUUACCCAUUAAAUUCAAGAAACGACUCUCUCUCCCAACCCCUGAGCAUUCCAUUCUCCUGUGCCUAUCCCCUGGAGACAGAGAGCAGCCUGGAUGUGGCCAUCAAACCCUACCUGCUGACGGAGGGUGUUUCAGGUUUAGGUGCCAAGGCCGAAUCCUUCAUGUCUCUGUAUCGAAACGCCAACUUCACAGAGGCGUACCCACCUGGAGAAGUCCUCCUGCCAGUGGGCUCUGCCUUGCACGUGGGCGUGUCCGUAGACGAGACAUACGACCAGUUGGUGGUGGUGCUGGAGAAUUGCUACGCGACUCACACCCCCAACUUUGAUGAUCUUAUGCGAUACGUCCUUAUUCAGAACAGGUGCCCUAGCAACCAUCAUCAGGUGAGGGUGGAGGAGAGCGGCUCGUCUCUCAGGGCUCGCUUCUCUGCUCUGCUGUUCCUGUACCAGGGGGACUACCGGGACGUCUUCCUGCACUGCAGACUCAGCCUGUGUGACCAGAGGAGCUCCUCCUGCACUCCGAACUGUGGUAGAAGAAUAUCCCGCUCUGUCUCCACCUCGGCCUCCCAAAAGCCCCUUACCAUCGGACCAAUCACCUGGACCAAAGGGCCAGAGUGAACCAAACAGCACUGCAAUGGGACAACAGAGAGCUUCUGUAUCUUAAUGAUUAUUAGAUAAUAAAGUGAAACUUUACUAUUA